Messenger RNA from Asparagus officinalis (garden asparagus), 3362 nucleotides. RefSeq names its product monosaccharide-sensing protein 2-like. The record is from RefSeq and is a predicted model, not a curated record. Gene Ontology annotation, cellular component: membrane. The transcript has 6 exons. Bases 586 to 2808 code for a protein of 740 amino acids. Gene Ontology annotation, biological process: transmembrane transport. NCBI's taxonomy places the organism in Eukaryota, Viridiplantae, Streptophyta, Magnoliopsida, Asparagales, Asparagaceae. Gene Ontology annotation, molecular function: myo-inositol:proton symporter activity.
CAACAGAGAGCAAGCAAAAGAAAAGAUCAGCAGCGAUCCACGCACGUUCCUCUCCCAUUGCCUUCGCCCUUCGACUCUCUCUCUCUCUCUCUCUCUCUUUCUCUCUCUACCCCGUUCACAAUUACACUCUCAACUGGGUUUAGAGAGAGAAAGCAAACAAACAAACAAAAAAACCCAUUUGUAAAAUCUCUUGAUUUUCAAUGUAAUAACAAGCCCAGAUGAUUCUCAUAGCAGUUGACAGAUUGUGAACAGCUAUGAUCAAGCCCAAUUUUUAAUUCCCUCUUUUGGCACUUCUACAGAGCAUAUAUUUAGAUGCUUGAAGAUCCCUGAGAGAGCUAAUACUUUCCUUGAUAAUUUUUUUUACUUGAGAGCAGUGUUAUUUGUUUAGAGGAGAAUAAGGCUAUUUUUGUUUUUCAACUUGUUGAAUGUUUUGUCUCUUACGCAAAGAUCCAUUGCUCAGUUUAAAGGGGUCCGCUUGAAUCUCUUAGUGUUUCUCUGGCUUCUCAAGCUUGAUCUUGGUUCUCUUGUAUUCUUGUUUUAGGUUAAUUUAUUUGUGAUUUUGUGGUCCCUUCUCUUGAUAGAAAGAUGAGUGGAGCAGUACUUAUUGCGAUUGUCGCUACAAUUGGUAAUUUACUGCAAGGCUGGGACAAUGCCACCAUUGCAGGAGCUGUUCUUUACAUAAAAAGGGAAUUUCAGUUAGAGACUCAACCUACCAUCGAGGGUCUAAUAGUAGCUAUGUCCUUAAUCGGGGCCACAAUUAUCACAACAUUUUCUGGUCCAGUGUCAGAUUGGCUUGGUAGACGACCCAUGUUAAUAAUCUCAUCGGUUCUCUACUUUCUCGGUGGUUUGAUGAUGUUAUGGGCUCCAAAUGUCUACAUGUUACUUAUUGCAAGGCUUAUUGAUGGAUUUGGGAUCGGUUUAGCUGUCACUCUUGUUCCUGUUUAUAUAUCUGAAACAGCCCCAGCAGAUAUUAGAGGGUUAUUGAACACGCUCCCUCAGUUCAGUGGGUCUGGAGGAAUGUUUCUUUCAUAUUGUAUGGUGUUCACCAUGUCAUUAAUGCCACAACCAAAUUGGAGAGUGAUGCUCGGAGUUCUUUCUAUUCCUUCCCUCAUAUAUUUUGCUUUGACUAUAUUCUAUUUACCGGAAUCUCCAAGGUGGCUUGUAAGUAAAGGGCGAAUGGCUGAAGCGAAAAAGGUUCUUCAGAGGUUACGUGGAAGGGAAGAUGUUGCAGGAGAAAUGGCACUUCUUGUUGAAGGCUUGGGUGUAGGAGGAGAUACAUCCAUUGAGGAGUACAUAAUAGGACCUGCCAAUGAACUUGCUGAUGAUCAAGAAUCAGCUAUGGAGAAGGAACAGAUCACCCUUUAUGGACCUGAGGAGGGUCAAUCCUGGAUCGCGCGGCCUGCAAAGGGACAGAGCAUGCUCGGAAGUGCCCUCGGCAUCGUCUCUCGCCACGGUAGCAUGGAGAACCAAGGCAGCAUUGCUCUUAUGGAUCCUUUGGUUACCCUCUUUGGGAGCGUCCAUGAGAACUUACCACAAUCAGGAAGCAUGAGAAACUCAAUGUUUCCCAAUUUUGGCAGCAUGUUUAGUGUGGCAGGGCAACACCCGAAGACUGAGCAGUGGGAUGAGGAGACUGGUCAUAGAGAAGAUGACUAUGCAUCUGAUGGCACUGGAGGUGAUUCUGAUGACCACUUACAUAGCCCCUUGCUUUCUCGUCAAGCAACGAGCACGGAUGGGAAGGACAUGGGCCCACAUGGAACUAACGGGAGCGUUUUAAAUAUGAGGAGGAAUAGUAGUUUGCUUCAGGGAGCAAGCGGAGAGGCGAUGGGUAUUGGUGGAGGAUGGCAACUAGCAUGGAAAUGGUCGGAGAGAGAAGGUACUGAUGGGAAGAAAGAAGGAGGGUUCAAGAGAAUCUAUCUUCAUGAGGGAGUUUCUUCGUCGCGAAGAGGUUCGAUUCUUUCUAUACAAGGAGGUGACAUGCCAGAAGAAAGCGAGUUUGUUCAAGCUGCUGCUUUGGUGAGCCAGCCUGCACUUUUCUCAAAGGAUCUCAGGAGUCAGCAUCCGGUGGGACCCGCGAUGGUUCAUCCGUCGGAGGAAGCUGCUAAAGGGCCGAGAUGGUCCGAUCUUCUUGAACCUGGAGUCAAGCAUGCGUUGGUUGUUGGGGUUGGGCUCCAAAUCCUUCAGCAGUUUUCUGGUAUCAACGGUGUUCUCUACUACACACCUCAGAUUCUUGAGCAAGCCGGUGUCGGAGUUCUUCUCUCUAACCUUGGCCUCAGCAAUACAUCAGCAUCCAUCCUUAUAAGUGCCCUUGUUACCUUGUUGAUGCUCCCUUCUAUUGGUAUUGCCAUGAGAUUCAUGGAUGUUGCAGGAAGAAGGUUUCUUCUUCUAAGCACGAUCCCGAUUCUUAUCACUACAUUGGUCAUACUAGUCAUAUCCAAUUUGAUAGAGUUCGGCCAAAUGCUCCACGCUGUCCUCUCCACUGUCAGUGUUAUAGUCUACUUCUGCUGCUUCGUUAUGGGUUUUGGUCCUAUUCCUAAUAUCCUUUCCUCCGAGAUCUUCCCAACUCGAGUUAGAGGUGUUUGCAUCGCCAUCUGUGCUCUCACAUUCUGGAUCGGAGAUAUCAUUGUCACCUACACCCUCCCCGUGAUGCUCAAUUCCAUCGGCCUUGCUGGAGUUUUCGGAAUUUAUGCAGCUGUGUGCGCUAUAUCUUUGGUGUUUGUCUACUUGAAGGUUCCAGAAACAAAGGGUAUGCCACUUGAGGUCAUUACUGAAUUCUUCGCUGUUGGGGCAAAACAAACCGCGAAAAAUUGAAAGAAUGUUGGUUGGCAUUGUUAUUCUUGGGGUACAUUGAGAAGGUUGCGAUGGAGAAAAGAAAGAGAGGGAAAAGCUUGGCAUUUUGAUAUGGUGAUUGGUGUUUAUUCGAUUUGUUUGCGAUGGGAGCGGCUCAGCUUCAGGGAUCACGGCGAUAUUGUCUUUCUUUUCCCCUAUGGAUGACUUCAUAUAUUCUUUCUUGGCUAGAUAAAUUUAAUAUCGUAAACAUUCCUUACAUUUAUGGCUCCCUUUUCUAUUUGCUCCUGGAUCUGUUUGUGGUAUUUGAUGAAGCUUAGUUUUUCGGUUUUAUGAAAUUAGUAGUAGCUCUGAAUUAUAUCAGUGAAAUAUGUUAUUUCUUAGAGACUUGUGAGUUGUUUAAAACUAAUUUCAUCUCUCACAAGGAAUCAGAAGGAUGACAAAUGUGCUAUUUUAGCAAUUGUUGUUGUUAUUGUCUAGUUUGAGCGGUCAGUUCUAAUCUUCUAUAAAAAUGUCUCCAAUUUGUCAAAACCCCAGAGGUAUUAAAGAAAUUGUUGUCUGUGUUUGGCUUUCUUUCA